AUGAUUGAAGAUGACAUACAUAUAAUUCAAAACGAUCCUUUAAUUAUAGUAGAUAAAUUUCCUUAUACCAAAAAAAAGGACGCUGACACAGACAAAAAAGUAAAGAAGAAAGAAAUUACGAAGAUAUAUUUCUUAACUCAUUUUCAUGCUGAUCAUUAUAUGAAUAUUAAUAAAUAUUUUAAUGAGAACGUUUUUUCCUCAACUAUAACAAAAAAAUUAUUAACAAAUAUAAUAGGAGUUAAUGAAAAAUAUGUACACAAUUUAAAGAUUAAUAGGAAUUACUAUCUAUUCAAUUUUGAAAUUGUUUUCAUUGAUGCUAAUCAUUGCCCUGGUUCAGUAAUUAUUUAUUUUGAAUUUGCUAAUGGCACGAAAAUUAUACACACAGGUGACUUUCGUUAUUCGAAUGUUCAUAGUUUUUUGAUAAAAAAGUUGCUAUAUUACGAUACAGCUAAUGGAGGAAAUGAAGAUGAUAAUAAAGAAAAACCGAAUGAUAUAAAAUUAGCGGAACCUAGGAAUCAUAUGUUGUUAACAGAAAGUGCAAGCAAAGAAUGUGUAUAUUGGAAUAAUAAAAAAUAUAGUGUUUGUUACGUGAGUGAAAAUUUUAAUAUUUAUAAUAGUAAUACAUAUAUUGUAGAUAUUGAAGAAUUCAGAAUAACAUAUUUAAAGAGUAUUGAAGAUUUAUUAGUGAAACUUGAAAAUAUGGAGGAAGCUUUUUAUUUAUAUGAUUCUAUAGAACAAGAAAAUUAUUUUAAUUAUUUCAUUUUUAUAGAAUUGUCAUUGUAUUUUAAUCAAAAUGAAUUAGAUAUUUUACUGUUAUAUGACAAUGAUAUGAAACUAAAUGAUAGUGUAAUUAUAAAUAAGGAAAACAUAAAAAACAUUCAAUUUGUUUCGGGAUAUCAGAAAAAAGAAGAGUUGUUAAAUAAUGAAAAUUCUAGGAGUAUUACCUUUUUAGUGAAAAAGGAAUUGAUAAAAUGCAAGGAUAAUAACGAAAUGCAUGAUUCUAUGUUCAAGAAAGGGAUUAAGAUUGAUAAUAUAAACCAUGAAUACAUAGUAAUGAAAAGUGAAAAAGAUAAUAAUAUAAAUGAAACUCAACAGUGUGAAAGUGUGCAUACAUGUCAACUAGAAAAGAUGACAAAAAAGAAGAAAAGAAAAUGUAUGAAUGAUACCACUGAAGAGGAAAAAAAUGAAAUUAGGUCAAAUAUAGACAAAAAAUUUUAUCUGAACGAAAAGAAAGAAAAUUCUAAUUAUAUAAGGACUAUUUACCUUGAUACAACAUAUGCACUGUCUAAAAAUAAUUUAUUUGCUCCACAAAUGUAUUUGAUUAAUUUCAUUAUUUAUCUGUGUAGAGACAAAAUAAAACGAGAUUCUUGUGUUAUGGGAACAGAGGAAAACAAUAAAUCCCGCCUUGCGAGAUUAAGAAAAAGGAUAAAAGGUACUCAAAAAAUUAUGGAAGACCUAGAGGGAGAGAAUAAGUGCAUAAUGUACGAUGGUGUAGAGAAGAGGGCAGGAAAAGUGGCAUCAAAAAAUGAAAUAGGUCAGAAGAGAGAUGAAAAGAAAAAUAUGUCCUUAAAUCAUAUAAAGUCAAAGGGGAAAAAAACAUUAUUUUUGUUUGGGACGUAUAAUUUGGGAAAGGAAAAAAUAUACUUAAGUGUUUCCGAAGCGUGCAACAUGAAAAUAUAUUACAAGAAUGAAAAGAAAAGAACGAUAAUCGAAUCCUUCUUAAGUAAUAAGAAUAUUUUAAAUAGAAUAACAGAUAAUAAGUUAGAAGCGCAGAUUCAUAUAGUUGAUAUUAGUUACUCUUUUAUAUUUCCCAAAAUUGAGAAUAGUAAAUUUAGAAAUUUAAUAGAUGAAGAUAUUGAAAAAGAAUAUGACUUUUUUUAUUAUAUCAUUCCUACAGGGUGGGUUAAAAAAUAUUCUUUUUAUCGCAAAAAUAACAUUUCCAUCUUUUUAAUACCAUAUAGUGAACAUUCAAAUUUAUCUGAAUUAAAAGAUUUUGUAAAAUCUAUUAAACCAUGUAAUAUAUUCCCCACUGUGUUUUCUAACCCCAAAGAAAAGAUGAAAAUAUUAAAUAUCUUUAAUCCAUAUCUUAAUUUAAAGAAGGAAGUAUACCAUUUUUUAAAAUUAAAUGAUGAAAGUUAUAUAGUCAAAAAUAAAAAAAUAUCAAAAAAAAGUGAUAAUGGGGAAGAAAAAGAAAAAAAAAAUGUAAUAUGCAAAACGAAGGCUGAAAAAAUACUCGUUGAUAGAAAUCAGCAGAAGUUAACUUUGUAUUUUCCCAUUACAAAAAGGGAGAUAAUUAAAAAGGAAAAAUAA
Plasmodium malariae is the source of this 2310-nucleotide messenger RNA. RefSeq names its product DNA repair metallo-beta-lactamase protein, putative. NCBI's taxonomy places the organism in Eukaryota, Apicomplexa, Aconoidasida, Haemosporida, Plasmodiidae. Bases 1 to 2310 code for a protein of 769 amino acids. The transcript is spliced from 2 exons. The record is from RefSeq and is a predicted model, not a curated record. Gene Ontology annotation, biological process: protection from non-homologous end joining at telomere; interstrand cross-link repair; double-strand break repair via nonhomologous end joining. Gene Ontology annotation, molecular function: damaged DNA binding; 5'-3' DNA exonuclease activity.